CGGCUAGAAAGACGCGGUUUAAAAAAAAGUCACAUUCACUUCAAACAUUUGGAUUGUUAUCGAAAACACGAUUGUUUCAUUUAUUUUAGAGCUCGAUGGCUUCUUCAUCGGGUGGUGGGCCUGGAGACAAUGGCGUUAGCGAGAAACCAAAGGGCAAGUGUCUGUUUUAUUUACGCAACAUCGCGACUUUUCUAGUGUCGCACAUCGGUCUUGUCUCCCUCGUCGUCGGCUAUUGCAUCAUGGGCGCCUUCACGUUCGAAGCGCUGGAAGCCAAGCACGAGCUGCAGGUCAAGCGCGAAAUGAUUAAAGUCCGCGAGAGCGUCACCGACGACCUGUGGCGUUUCACCUACAAAAUGGACGUGCUCGUCCAGGAGGAGUGGACCACCAACGUCACGGACCGUCUCAAGAAAUUCGAGACGCAUCUGAUCGAAUCGAUGAAGAAGAAGGGAUGGGACGGCAGCGAAGAGACGGACAAAGUUCAAUGGACCCUGGCCGGAGCUCUUUUCUACUCCAUCAUUCUAAUUACGACCAUCGGAUAUGGACACAUUGCCCCGAAAACGCCAUGGGGUAAAAUGGUGACAAUCUUUUACGCCAUUCUCGGUAUCCCUUUGAUGCUGCUCUGUUUGGCAAACAUCGGCGAUGCGAUGGCCCACUCGUUCCGGUUCCUCUAUUGGAAAGUUUGCUGUUACGUUUGCACCCGAAAGCCGAAAAAGUCACGAUUGAGGCGACAACGCACCAGACGUUCCAACAGCGGCAGACAGUCGGCCAGGUACCAAUCCUCAGCAGCUGGAGGGCCUGGUGGUAAAGUGAAUUCAUUGCGACGUUCGCAGCGUUUUUCGCAACGUUCGGCCGACUCAGCCAUGUCUGACAGCGCCGUCUCGCGUUCAUCCUUUUCCGAAACGGAUCAAGAGUCCAAAUUUUACGACGAGACUGAUCGGGAAUUUGAGAUGAUGCAACAGAUGAACGGGCCACAGAGAGGCCGACGUUCUCAACAUCACGGCCGGAACAACAGACCGUCGGGUGCUGCUCCAUCCGGAACGAGCCGCUCAGGUCGUGGGAACAACGCGGAAACGGAAACGAGUCCUGGGGGUAAUGGGGUUGAUUACCCACCAUCAACCCCGUCCAGUCCUAACGCACCGAAGACGGGCGAUCCCAACGCCAUGGAAAGUGGAUUCUUUAAUAAAUACGCCGAUGACCAGGUUGAAAAUAACGCACGAACUAAAACCGACCAUCCCAUCGACUCUAAUAAUAAAUCGGGGGUCGAUCGAAAUCGUGGCGGUAGUGAUAAACGGCACGAUCGUUUAGAAUUGGAAUCUGAUCUGGACGUUGUUGAAGGCAAAGAGAUGAUGAGACCUACGCCACAUCGUUAUUCCAACCGAUCACCUGGAACUUCUGGUGCUGGCAGUGGUAGCGGCGGCAGCAAUCGCCUCAGCCGACUGACCGAGCAGGAAGAAGUGGACUACGAUGACGACUACGUCUACGAGGACGACUAUAUCGACUCGGAUGAAGAGGAAAACGAUCAACACCACAACAAACCGGUGCCGAUCUGGCUGAGCAUUCUGCUCGUCGUCGGCUACAUUUUCGGCGGUGCCUUCCUGUUCAGCGGUUGGGAGCAGUGGUCCUUCCUCGACUCGGCUUACUUUUGUUUCAUAACACUUACCACAAUUGGUUUCGGCGACUUUGUGCCGGCCCAGAACGUCAAAGAGAAUGUCGAAGUUAGCAUUGCCCUCUGCUCCCUCUACCUGCUUUUUGGUAUCGCUCUGCUGGCCAUGUCCUUCAAUUUGGUUCAGGAAGAAGUCAUCAAUUCUGUCAAGUCCGUUGCCAAAAGACUGGGAAUCAUUAAGGACGAGGACGACGAAGAUGACCGAUAACCAAAAACAAAACUGACCACAAUGAACCAGAAUUCACAUCCUCCACACUAUGCACCGUUUCCUCAAUAUUUCUUCCUUUGGUUAAUUGUUAUUUUGUUUUCAUAUUUCUUUUUCUCUUACCUUCAUGCCUAGUUGUGGUGAAUACUCAAUCUGUACGUUGCUGCGUAACGGCGAAAUAGAUCAUGUUCAUAACAAA
Daphnia carinata is the source of this 2067-nucleotide messenger RNA. RefSeq lists its product as uncharacterized. Gene Ontology annotation, molecular function: potassium ion leak channel activity. Gene Ontology annotation, cellular component: membrane. The transcript has 8 exons. Gene Ontology annotation, biological process: stabilization of membrane potential; potassium ion transmembrane transport. The record is from RefSeq and is a predicted model, not a curated record. Lineage: Eukaryota; Metazoa; Arthropoda; Branchiopoda; Diplostraca; Daphniidae. The coding region runs from base 96 to 1871 and encodes 591 amino acids.